Molecule: messenger RNA, 692 nt
Organism: Vespula vulgaris
Lineage: Eukaryota; Metazoa; Arthropoda; Insecta; Hymenoptera; Vespidae
Gene: mRpL17
Product: 39S ribosomal protein L17, mitochondrial
Exons: 3
Coding region: 46-585 (179 amino acids)
Biological process (GO): translation
Cellular component (GO): mitochondrial large ribosomal subunit; ribosome
Molecular function (GO): structural constituent of ribosome
Source: RefSeq, a predicted model, not a curated record
GCAGUGGACUUCAGUCCAUUGCGAAGUCACUACAGGAGUUAAAAGAUGAAUCAAGCUAAUGUCGAAAAAUUAGUUUCCAAAUUAAGAUAUAAUGUAAAACCAAGACGUAAAUUAAGAAACGCAGAUGGUCCAUUAGGAAGAAUUCGAAAAAUUCAAAAAACUUUAACAGCAUUAUUAAAAUAUGAAAGAAUCGAAUUAAAUUAUAGUCGAGCUGAUGAAACAAGAGGUUAUGUUGAACGUUUGAUAUCAGAAGCAAUUCGUUAUGGCCCAGAUCACAAAGAAACAAUGCAAGUGGCAGAUUUCUGGAUUCUUGAAAAACAACUUGUACAUAAACUUUUUAAAGUUCUUGCACCAAGGUACAAGGACUACGCAGUUUCUUUUACAAAACUUCAUAAAGCACCGUACAUAUACCCAGACAACGUUUAUGCAAGAGCUGUUUUAGAACUUAGAGGAAAUAUAUAUCCAAGCAUAGAACAAAGUAAUCCAAAUGAACAUAAUUUGCUCCAUAAUAUCUUGCUUAGCGCUGCAAGAAAAGAAUUUAGAAUGGAAAAAUACAAAGAAAUUGCUAACAAUAUAACCAAAUAAAGAUAAUAUAAAUAAAUAAUAAAAGUACAUAAAUGUAUUAGUUUUGUUUUCUUUAAAAAAUUAGUUUCUAUAAUUGAUAUAAUUAAAUUAUAAUUAUAAAUAUAAAA